AUGUUUACUAAAAGAACUAUUGUUGCUUUGGCUACCGCUCCUAUUACCCAAAAUAUUGCCCUGAUUAGAGUUUCUGGUCCGCAAACUUAUUCAAUUAUCACUCGGAUUUUUGACCGCUCCCUGCCUGAAUACCCCCCAAAAAACUCGCAAUUAAUCUUUGGUAAAAUUAUUAACCCACAAAAAGAAAUUAUUGACGAAGUACUGCUUCUUUGUUUUUAUAAACCUCACUCUUUUACAGGAGAAGAUGUAGUGGAAAUUAGUUGUCAUGGUAACUUAUUUAUUGUUAACCAAAUAUUACAAUUAAUUCUAGAAAAUGGGGCAGAGUUGGCCCAAGCCGGUGAGUUCACUAAGCAAGCCUUUUUUAACGGCAAACUCAAUUUAGUUCAAGCUCAAGCCAUUAAUGAUUUGAUUCGGGCUCCCAGUUUGCCAGCCGCCAAAUUAGCCCUCCACAAUUUAAGUCCCGAAACCCAAAAAGAAUUAGAAAUUAUUGAAAAUGAGUUAUUAGAAAUUAUUGCUACUAUUAAAGUCAAUAUUGAUUACCCGGAAUAUGAUGGAGUAGAAUACCUAACUGGAAAAGCGGCACUUUCACGCUUAGAUAGACUGUUGUUGAAAUUAGAAGUUAUUAAAAAAAGCGGCCGAGAAUCCCGAGUCUACCAAGAAGGGUUAAAAAUUGCCAUUGUCGGGAAGCCGAAUGUUGGUAAGUCUACCCUUUUAAACGCUUUAUUGCAGGAAGAAAAAGCCAUUGUGUCGCCCAUUGCUGGAACUACUCGGGACAUAGUUGAAGCCCGUUAUAACCUCCAAGGGAUACCUUUAACUCUGUUAGAUACAGCCGGCAUUCAUGAAACUCAGGAUAUAAUAGAAAAAAUUGGAGUAGAACGAAGUUUACAAGCCUUAGACAAAGCCGAAAUCAUUUUUUUUUUAGUGGAUAAUUCCUGUCCGUGA
Paraglomus occultum is the source of this 942-nucleotide messenger RNA. Lineage: Eukaryota; Fungi; Glomeromycota; Glomeromycetes; Paraglomerales; Paraglomeraceae. The record is from the annotation of a GenBank genome assembly.